This is a messenger RNA of Trichoplusia ni (cabbage looper), 3555 nucleotides long. Its product is annotated as protein FAM160B1-like. The coding region runs from base 186 to 2603 and encodes 805 amino acids. The record is from RefSeq and is a predicted model, not a curated record. The transcript has 14 exons. Lineage: Eukaryota; Metazoa; Arthropoda; Insecta; Lepidoptera; Noctuidae.
AUGUGACUGUUGUCAUUGUACUUCAUUAUUUCUGUAUUUAUUCGGUUUGCUGUGUUGUGGUUAAAUUAAAUUCAAUAGAUCUAGAUACAAUGUUUUGAUGGUUUAUCUACCAAUUGUAAUCUCAGCUUUGCAUAACAGCCAAAGCCCUUGUUAUGUGUAGCUACCAGUAAAAUUAUAGUGUGAAAAUGUUGAGUAGAUUUUCGGACGUGCUACAAACAGCGGCGGACGUUUUGGCACCUCCAGCGACGAGGUUGGAGGACUUCGAGUACCACUGGAAGAUGAUAUUGAAUUUCUAUCAGAAUUAUGACGAGAAUAACAAACUGCAUAUUGAGGAGACUAGAAUACCGCAUCACCUACAUCAAAUGUUACAGUUAAUAGUAGAAGAAGAAAAAGAACAGCACGGCGGUACAGUGGGGCCAUGCAUGGAGGCAAUAGUGCAGCGGUCAGUGUGCCUGCUGGACGCGUUGUGCGCGCUCGCGGCGGCCGAGCGGCCUCCCGGCGCGCGCGCGCUCGCACUCACCACGGGCACCGCGCUACUGCGCCGGACCAGGCAGCCCUGUGUUAAUAGUGCACAUGUUUAUAGGCCGUUACAGCGUAUGCUAAUACAAUGCAACGAAAGCCCAGCCUCCCCGACGGAGAAGGAAGAAGUGGAACUUCUUCUCACGCUGUGCGGGCUGGUGCGAAAGGAGCCAGGCCUUGCCAAUAUCUUUACGACGCCAUUCGUAGAAGAUAAGUCCACGCUGCUUAGUAUACCUGAGGACAUACAGAAACUUAUACCGAUUCGGAGUAAGAUCCAAACUCCGAAAAAGAAUCCGCUCUUCGAGGUAGAACUGCCCCCAAACCCGUUACGCAACGUGUCCAUCAUCCGUACUGGGAAGGACGACGUGUGUAACGCCACUUCAAGCAGCUCGGUUGACGACAACGUGUCGUGCAAGAGCCACAAGACCGUUUACGAUGAUAACGACAAGUUCUUAUUGAUUGAUCUGCUGCUGUCUUAUUUGAAUAGUGCUGACAACCAAGUCGUCCUUCGUGCGUGUGAAGGCAUAAUGAUAGUGUCCUCUCUCCCGGAGGACGACAUCGCGAACCUGGUGACCAGCUGCAGCCCCGCCUGCGAGACCAUCGUGGAGAAACUGGCCGCCAAGUACAAGUGUGUGCCGGCCAAUGUGGAGCCUAGCGAUGUGGACCAUCUCAAUAUCACUUGGGCUUACGUAGCGCAAGACUUUGGUGACAAGUCGUACAGCAAGUUUCACGGCUACAGAGAGCUGACGAGUUUCUUCUCCUGGUUGGAUUACUGCGAUACUUUGAUGAAGGAGUGCCACCCGACGAUAGCGUCGCACCUGUCGCGCACGUUCCGGCAGAACUUCCUGGAGGCCGCGGCCGAGGCCGGCAUCACGGACGUCCACCACGCGGUACUCGUCACCGCUAUACUCGCCAAGUGUCUCAAAGUCGUCGACUCACCUGACCUUAUCAAUGAGUUUUCUAACUGGUUGGUGGGUGACGGCGAGGUGUCGGAGUGGCCCCUACUACACACGCUCAUCAACAACUGUCUCACAGAGAACUACGACCUCACGUUAGAAACACUCAGGUUUUUCGAGACUAUAAUAGAGAAGGGCACGGCGCACAGCAUCCAGCGCGUGGUGCUGGCGCGCGUGACGUCACGCGGCUACCGCGCGCCGCCGCCCGCGCCCGACGACGACGAGCGGGACCGCCUCAACGACCUGUCCCUAGGCCGCGAGAGGGAGUACAACAGAGAGGCAAUGAAACAGCUUCAGCACGAAGACCACGUGAACGAACAGAUCACAGACAUCUUGUCUCACGAAGGACUCGACCCCACACACCACGACGAGGGCACGGAGAACAUACACAGAGUUAUCAACAGUUUCCUGCUUCUGUUGCCGCGCGCCAUACUGUCCGACCCGGUGGGCGCUGACUACGAGCAUUACAUUCACGACGCUCAUAGACGAUACCAGUACUGGCUAGACACGACGGCGACGUUCCACUGGCCCACAGACCACAGCUGGGUGGACACGACCGCCAGCUCCACGCACAGCUACGACAGCCGCCCGGAAGCAGACAUACACCUCGACGAAGUCUUCGAUACUAAACACAACCAGAAAGACAACAAAUUCUCACAAAAACUCGUCCUUCGAAGCAGAGACUUAACUUCUCAGUCAGAAGAAGACUUUGAUGAAGGACCCUUCUUCAAAAUGAUAUUCAAAUUGCUAUCAAACCUCCCAACACAACCCUACCAAGUCAAUCUACACUUAACGUCGAUAAUAUCCCAACUUGCUCUACUCCCUCAUCCUAAUUUACAUGAGUACUUACUCAAUCCUAUGCUGCCCACUGCGAAGAAGACCCCGACGCUGUUCAAAACGCUGCAGGAGGUCGCGAAACGGUUGACCAUGGAGAUUCCCAGGUUAAGGAAUUAUAAGAAGAUCAUUGAGAAUACAAGGCAGUGUCUCAUGAGCGAGGAUCCUAAUUAUGAUGAAAGCGGCGAACACAACCAGCUAGUUGAGAGUCUGAUAGUUCUCGAAGAGUUCUGCAAGGAACUGGCGGCGAUCGCCUUCGUGAAGUACCAACACACGCUACACAUGCAGAGGUAGGCUUUGUGAUCGAAUGUAUCUUUAGGUCUGCCGCCAUUUUAAAUUGUGGAAGCGUGACAGCACGUAUAGUGUCGUCUCUCUUCCACGAUGUAAUAUUACUUUGGCGCUAGGCUUGGACGCUGACAGUGAUGAGUGCUGUAAUGGCAGGAGGUGUUUUUUUCUAUUAAAUUAAUUGUAUGACUUUAUAAUUGAUUGUACUCGAGAAAAUGAUUUGAUUUUGAACACGACUGUAUUUGUAGUAUAAAAAGGCUUUUGUUCUUCGACUUAUCUUGUAAUGACAGCAUUUUAAUCUGUAGGUGAAAGCAAUAAAGUUCAUUUUUGUUUUGAAGUAGCCUUGUUCAGAAUUCUGAGUUUACCUCAUCUCACGUUAUAUAUAUGUUUGAAAUGUACCAGUGAACUACAUGAAGUCAAUAUUUUAUUAAUAUUUGUAAUUUAUGUGUGAUGUAUUUCAAAAGUGUGACCUAAAAUUGUCAAGGUAUUUAGGACUUUAUUUGUUGAAGACUACAUUUCUUCCAGAUUUAUUAAUAUGUCUGUAAUGUCUUGAAGUUUUAAGUGGGUAUUACACUACAUUCUAUUAGAGUGACAUUUAUUCAAUCAUUAACGACGAUACAACUCUCAUAAGUAUGAAAAUGAAAAAAUAACGUUUGUUUAAGUCACGUGACCAGUCAUUUUCAUACAUUCGAAUGUUCUCCAUGAACGUUUACGAUUAAAUAAAUGUAAUUUGGCUUAAGGGACUGAUCCCUAAAUAAUCAAAAAGUUUAAAAUAGAAAGAGGCUCUAAUAAGAUCGGUAAAAUGGGAAUUUUGCUAUAUACUCUGCUGGCAGAGAUGGAUGUACAAUCGAUGUAGUGUUAGAACGUUUCUUAUUAGGUUCCCCGCCGACCUAAGAUUCAAGCCUUGUGUUCAGUGAAGUGUAAUACCCAUUUUAAUCGAUUCAAUGUAUAUAAUUUAAAU